GGGGCUCAGUGGGUGGUUAUAACACAGGCUGGUGCUGGGAGCUGGGAGGAGGCUGCAGGGAGCCGAAGUCUGCCUCAUCGGCCAGGGCCAGCGAGCGGGCUCCCCCCACACACACCUGGGGGACCCAGCAGGAGCAGUGGCCAUGGCUGCAGUAGGAGCCCCCUUGAUGUGGGUGGCAGGUGCCCUAAUCACAGUCCUGAUCCUGGGGGUGCCAGAGCCUCUUCUUGCAAACUAUGCUGCUUCCUGUGGCAAUGGCCAGGCAGCUGGGCCUUCUGGGGGCAAUCGGGACCUGGGAGCUGGCACCAGGGAAAACACCCGCAUGGAGGGCGGCAGCAGUGACCGUAUCGUGAAUGGCAGCGAGUGUGAAAAGAACCACCAGCCGUGGCAGGGUGCCCUGCUGUUCAAUUCCAACCAGCUGUACUGCGGGGCAGUGCUGGUGAACCCGCAGUGGCUGCUCACCGCCGCCCACUGCCACAAGUCUUCCAUCAAAAUCCGCCUGGGCCACCAUUCCCUGUCCCCCGUGUAUGAAUCGGGGCAGCAGCUGUUCCAGGGGAUCAAGUCCAUCCCGCACCCUGGCUACUCGCACCCCGGCCACUCCAAUGACCUCAUGCUCAUCAAACUAAACAGAAAGAUUCGAGAGAGCGAGGCCGUCAGGCCCAUUGACGUCGGCAAGCAAUGUCCGUCCACAGGGACCAACUGCCAGGUGUCAGGCUGGGGGACAACCAGCAGCCCCCAGGUCCACUUCCCCAAGGCUCUGCAGUGCCUGAACAUCACAGUGCUGAGUGAGGAGCGCUGCAAGGCAGCCUACCCAGGCCAGAUCGAUGCCACCAUGUUCUGCGCUGGCGACCAGGUGGGCAGAGACUCCUGCCAGGGUGACUCCGGCGGCCCUGUGAUCUGCAACGGUGUCCUUCAGGGCCUGGUGUCCUGGGGAGACUUCCCCUGCGGCCAGCCCAACAAACCUGGCGUCUACACCAGACUUUGCUACUUCAGCAAGUGGAUUGAGAACACCAUCAACUCCAACUGAAUCCUCUCCACACCCGGCAUCUGGCGCCUUCCCCCCAUGCCUUCUGGACACCCAUUCCUUCCCAGAGAUGGGGAGAAUGCCCAUCUCUCCAGCACCCCCUCUUCUGAUUGGAUGCAGAUAGGGCAGGGGCUAAGCCUCAGUCUCCCUCAUCCUCCCCAGAGCCCUCUUUCCUCAGCUCAGCGGCCCUCCCCUCUCUGCAUCUGUGACCCAGAUUCCACCCUGAGAAAUAAAGAGUCUGAGAGGCA
Erinaceus europaeus (western European hedgehog) is the source of this 1269-nucleotide messenger RNA. RefSeq names its product kallikrein related peptidase 5 (gene KLK5). Bases 143 to 1024 code for a protein of 293 amino acids. NCBI's taxonomy places the organism in Eukaryota, Metazoa, Chordata, Mammalia, Eulipotyphla, Erinaceidae. The transcript is spliced from 6 exons. The record is from RefSeq and is a predicted model, not a curated record. Gene Ontology annotation, molecular function: serine-type endopeptidase activity. Gene Ontology annotation, biological process: positive regulation of antibacterial peptide production; proteolysis; amelogenesis.